AUGGUAUCGGCCACGCCGACGACGGCACCCUCAGGUCGACCCAAGCGAGCAGCGGCAAGCAAGGCGGAGCACGUGUUCCGUUCCCUGGCGCUAACGGGCGCGGUACAGAGCGGCGGGUGCGUGGUGGACUCCGAGCAGCAGGAGCAGGAGCAGCAGCAGCAGCAGCAGGAGCAGCCGAGAGAGUUAAGUAAAGCGCCAGCAGGCGGCGGCGGAGAGGCAUCAACACACCAGGGCGAAGGAGGAGAGGGCACGGAACUAGAGGCUUCGAUAGCCAGGGAAGGAGGGAUCAACGACUACGAGGUCAGGGGGGAAGGCGUCUCUGCAGCUGGCGGCGGCGAAGGCAGCGGGAACCACAGGCAGCAGCAGACGAAAAGGAGCGCGAGCAGCAGGGGGGCAAAGAAGCGGGGCAAGCUCAAGCAAGAGACCGCAGCGGUCCGGCCUCUCAAGUCGGAGCAGACCCGCGCGGGGGCCGCCGCCGCCGGCGGUGGCGGCAGAAGGGGGCAGCCGAGCAUGAAGCCGAGGCCCGUGGCGACCGAGGCGAGCAUCGCCAAGGUGCUGGAUCGGCUGGCCGGGUGGGGCGUCAAGGUCCGCGUACCGGCGCAUCCUACCCUCGAAGAUGUUUGGAGAGGCACCGAUACCGUACUCCGUAAUCUGCCAGACACUUCCGUCCUCACGCUUGAUGCCCUGGUGGGACACUCGAGAUUGCGCCGGUACACGAGGAAGAUGCCCCCGCCGCCUGCCGGCGCGGAGGGCGGUGGUGGCUCCAGCGCCGGCGCGGCCAGCGCCUCCGGCGGUUGUGGAUCGAGCCAUCGCCAGAAGGCCGCCGGCGACCGGGGUGGCUCCUGCAGCACCAGCCCACAGCACCGGGCUACUUCGCCGACACCCAGCAGGCAGGGGUGCAAAGCCUUGCAGCAGCCGCCGAGAGGCGGUGGUGAAGGAGAGGACGUGGGCGGGAGCGAGGGCGGAGCAGAGGAUGAGGCGGCAGCGGCGGCGGGGGAGGGGGGUGCGAAGACGGUGGAAGACGAGCUCGGGCAGUGCGACGAAGAGUUACAACAGGUGGAGUUGGCAGUGGCAUCGACUUUGCAGAGGAUCGCCACAACGGUCGAGGAGUUCCGUUACGACGAGGACUCCCGCGAGGAGGCGAGACGGAUAGCGUUUCGGGAGAAGACGCUCCGAGCGUACGAACCGUUGCAAGAGAGAGAGAGGCAGGCGAAGGCCGAGGUCGCCGCGAGGAUGAGCAAGCAGAACCAGGUGGAACUGAAGCGGAAGAAGGAGGAGGACAUCGCGGUGUGCUACGUCUGCAACAGCGGGGACCACGUCGAGAACAAGGAGGACAUCGUGUUCUGCGAACGGUGCUGCGUCGCCGUGCACAUGUCCUGCUACAACGCCGAGGAGGGGGGAGGGGGUGGCUACGUGGUCUCUAAGGCGCAGAGGCAUUUGGAGGCCGUCAUCGCGGCUGCGGAAUCGGCUUCGUCCGUGAUGCCGGCGAGAGGGGGGCCUGGCGAGAUGACAACGCCGCCGCCGCCGCUCGCGGGGGCCGCUUCUCCGCAUCCACCCGCAGAUGGCAGGAGGACCGGAGGAGGCAAGAAGCAACCAUCCGCGAAGAAGCAAAAGAAGUCCUCGAAACAUCUGCUCCCGGCGCCGCCGCCGGCGGUUGGCCCGCACGGAGAUACGGGAGCGAGGCGAGACGGCGCGGCGGGCGCGGUGGUGGUGGGGCAGUCGACGCCAUCGGGGCUACCGCCGCCCAGCAAGGGCGAACACCGUGUGGGUGAUGGGGCAGAGAGAGACGAAGAUACGGCGAGCGGAGGAGAGAACAGACCAACAGUGGCAGCGGCGGCGGGGGCGGGGGCGUGGAAAGGGUCCCCCGGGGUGGACGCGGUGGCGAGAAAGGAGAUAUGGGCAUCACCGGGGGCGGUGGCCGGGUGGCAGGCGGCGUCAGCACAGGCGGGGGCGGAGGCGACUGGAACGCCGCCUGCGGCGUCGGUGGUGGGAGCGGGGGCGUCACGCGCGCCGGAAGAAAUCGUGGCCGCUGCGGAGGCGUGGUGCGGCGUCGAGGCCUCGAGGCUGAAGCGCGACGCGCAGCAGGCGAAGAAGCGGAGCUGGGACGACUUCGAGAACGGGGGCAACGGCAGCAUCGGGGCUGCGGAAGCGGUGGCGGCGGCGGCGGCGGCGGCGGCGGCGGCGGCUGUUGACAGAGGGGCGGCGGAAGGGGGGCGAAGCUCGACAGCACAGGGCAGUGGCGGCGAAACAUGCAGUAGCAACGGCAACCUCGGUAGUCGCUUCAAGGCCCCGCCGCCGCCACCGAACGGUUGGCAACGCGCGACCGAGACGCCUUCUCCAACGCCGAGCUCUUGCGCCGCCUCGGCUUCAGAUUUGAUGGCUAGGUCUCCGGCUACUUGUUCCCCUCCCGGCGAACAGAGGAUAGCGUCCGCGCCCGCAGCCGGCGGCGGUGUCAUUCCAACGACUACGACAGGCGGCACGGGUGGGGGGGACACGCCGGAGGUGGCUGCGGCAAGGGCGGCGCUGGAGGAGGCCGAGGAGUGUGUUGGGGUGGACCUGCCGUCACUGGACAAGGGCCCGCCCGAUGCGGAGGCGGACUGUAUCCUGUGCCACGUCCCGCGGGGCGCGCUGCUCCGUGCGGAAAGGGGCACGAAGGGGCUCGCGUGGUGCCACUGCCUGUGUGCGUUUUCGAAGGGGCUGCUGAUCGAGGACAGAGUAGUCAAGACACGGGGCCGAAUCAAGGGGGACGGCUCGACGUGCGGCUUCUGCAAGAGGACCGGCGGCGGGAUCAUCGAGUGCUCGGAGAAGGAGUGCAAGGUCACCUUCCACCCCCUGUGCGGCAAGCCAUGGGGGGGCUCCGCAGUUCGCGGCCCCCACCUACACCCGGACCAGUGGACGGCGUGGUGCCCGAAGCACUCUGGGGGAGCGGCGGCUAGGGCGGCGGCGGCGAGAGGGUUAUCGGCGAAGGGUCCGUUCAUGGGGGGCGGCAGCAGCAGCGACGGCCAGGCGAUGGUGAUGCCGGUCAAGGAAGUGUACAAGAUCUCGAAAGCUGCGCAGCAGAAGACGAAGGCGGUGGCAGCGGCGGCGGCGGCGGCAGCGGCGGCGGCAGCGGCAGCGGCAGCGGCAGCGGCAGCGGCAGCGGCAGCGGCGGCGCCGGCUCCCCCGGCGAUACCGGCGAUACCGGCGACCCCGGCACCGCCCAAGGCGGUAGUGCCCCCGACCCCAAGAGCGGGAGGGCCGAGGACAGGACAGGGACGGGCUCCCCCGGCGAUACCGGCGGCCCCGGCACCGCCCAAGGCGGUAGUGCCCCCGACCCCAAGAGCGGGAGGGCCGAGGACAGGACCGGGACGGGCUCCCCCGGCGAUACCGGCGGCCCCGGCACCGCCCAAGGCGGUAGUGCCCCCGACCCCAAGAGCGGGAGGGCCGAGGACAGGACCGGGGCGGGGUGUGUCUUUGUGCGAGGCGGACCCAGAGGUUAAGGCGUUGCGAGCGGAGGUUAAGAAGGCGCACAAUCGUACGAGGGAGGGACUGUGCCCGCCGGGAUGCUGCCACCAGUGCAAGAGAAAGUCUAAGUGGACCGCCCCCUGCUCAACGUGCCCAGAAGUUACGUGCGGGUACUGCAUCAGCCUACACAGGGAGUCCCCACUCGCGGUGUUGGCGUAUGUUACUGCCGAAGACGACGCUCGAAAGAGCGGCAAACCCCCCCCUCGAAACAGCUUCACUUGCUACAAGUGCAGGGGAACCUGCUUCUGCAAGGACUGCGGUGGGCAUGGGGUCCGAGCGGUCUCUCAGGCGGUGGGGAGCGGGGCCGCGGCGGAGACGGGAGCGGUGCCGCCGGCGCCGGCGCCGGCGGCAGCAAGAGAGGGUCCCCAAGCUGUCCGGACGGAACCACCACACACCCCAGCAUUGGUGAAGUCGCCACCGGUACCGCUGGCACCAAGGGCGGCCGACGUCCGGGUGAAGGCGCCGCCGACACCAACAUCGACACCAACGCCGCCGCCGCCGUCGAUUGCUCCGCGAUCGGGUGCCCAACCGAACCCUGCCAAGCGGGCGGCGCCGGCGGUAGGGUCGGCGGCAGCCCCCGGCUCGGAGAAACGACAGCGAAUAAAUCCGCAUGCGAUCAGCAACGGCGACGGUAGGGGACAGCCACAAACCCAGCAGCAGCAGCAGCAGCAGCAGCAGCAACUGUUGAUGCAGCGUCGGCGGUAUCUGCUGCAGCAGCAUCAACAAAAACAACAUCAGCAGCUGCAGCAGCAGCAGCAACAGCUUUCGUCUUUGCCCCCGUACGGCACCCCCAGUUCUGCUUCUUCUUCUUCCUCCUCUUCCGGCACGUUGCGCGGCACGCCCCCGUUGGCUGCUCCGGGCGGUAUAAGCUCUCUCGCGUCGGUGUUGUUAGCCGAGGAGGACGUCGGGUCCCCGUGGUGGGGGGCGGUGGCACCUCCGGCUCGCCCGAUGAGCGGAAUGGCUGGCGGUGGUAGCAACGGCAACCACCACCGCGGGUGGAACGCCCAAAUGGCAUCCCCGCCCGUUCGUAGCGGACCGGCAGGCGCUGGGCCCGGGACCCUGCUCAACGGCGGCGCCGGGGGAACGGCGGCGGCGGCGGCGGCGGCGGCGGCCGGCGGACCUCCCCGCAUGAACGGCGGCGGCUACCUGAACGGCUACGGCAUCAACGGGCUCGGCCCCCGUCACCCUCACCACAACCUCGCGGCGGCGGCGGCGGCGGCAGCAGCAGCAGCCGCCGCCGCAACCGCUGGUGGCGGUGCUGCUGGUGCUCCGGGUGCCAGCCCUUGGCAGAGUCCGGGCCAGGUGCCUCCGUCAUUACCGGUACGCUCGCCCUCGGCGGGGAUGCCGGCGAUCAACGUCUCGAUCUCGAUGAUGUCGCCGUCGCCGUCAGCGCCGCAUUCAUCUUCCAGCGCGGCGCCCGCGCGCAGCGGCUCGACGGCGGUGCCCGUUGUCGGAGGGGCGUCGUCGCCGCUGAGAGCGGCGGAGGCGGCGGCGGCGGCGAUAGUGGCCUCCGGCGGCGUGAGGACGGCGGCCGACGCCGCCCAGAUGGCGGAGCUCUUCCGGCAGCGGGCGAUCGCGGAGCGGCAGGCCGCGCGCAAGCUCACCGAGGACGUACUCGACGCGAAGGCCUUCUCCGAGCGGAAUAACAAAGCCGCGAUGUGGCGGGUCGAGACGGCCACCAGGCUCAAGGACAAGCUUAUCAUGGCGAACGACCUCAUCAGCGGGUACAUCAACAUGAGGAGGGGCGCGGUCGAAGAGGUGAAGGCGGCGAUGGCGGAGGAGACCAGGGCGGUGGCGCGCUUCAAGGAGGCGCAGGCGCAGGCGGCGGCCCUCCUAGAGGAGGCCACUGGGCGCGCGGGGGGUGGCACGAGGGCGGCAACGAAAACGGCGACAGGCUCCCCGUCGUGGAACAACGACAGCAGCAGCAGCACCAGCAGUAACGGCAGCAGCGCCGGCGCCACCACCAGCAGCGCUUCAAGCAGCGGGAACGGGCACGACGUCUCCGCGCCGAUGAGGCGCAGCGAGUCUCCGGCGUCGACUCUGACCGCCGGCCUGGCCGCAGCAAGCGCCGCCGACAAUGCCGCGAGCAGGCAGGGUGCGGGUGCCUCCAACGGCCCACCGUCGUCAUCGUUCAGCUCGUAUUCUUCUACUCUCGCCGGCGCGCAGUCUCCGGUCGGGGUGCUCACCUCGAUGAAAAAGUCAGAGCCCCCGGCAGCAGCAGCAGCAGCAGCAGCAGCAGGCGGCAAUCCUUCCUCCCCCGGCGGCGGUGACGCCAACGCCGCCGCCGCCCCCGUCUCAGCGGCGGCGGUCAGGGCGAAGGCCGUCGCCGACGCGCUGCUGAAGGAGGCCCAGGCCGCGACCGCGGCGUACCACACCAAGGAGCGGGCCAUCGUCGAGAUCGCGACGAGGCAGAAGCGGGCGGAGGCCGGGAGGGCGGAGCUCGUGCGCGAGACCCAGUACGCGUCGGACUCGGCCAGCAAGGCGUCCCAGGCGGCGAUGCACUACGAGCAGGUGGCCCGCGUGAAGCGCGGGGAAGAGAAGGCUGCCCUCGAGCGCGUCUCCCGGGCGGAGUGGGAGUCCAAGAACGCUGCCGACAAGGCGCUGCAGCUGGCGGGGCUCGAGCGCAGGCAGCUCGCGUUUCCAGGCGCAGUGAUGGCGGCGGUUGCCGCGAGGAACGGCAGCGGCGGCGGCGGCGGUGCCGCCGCUGCUGGAGGCGGUAACGGUGUUGUGGCCCGUCGGGGAAGCGCGAACAGUGGUUGCAACGGUGACCGUCAGGGCGGACCCAGCUCCUCCUCGUCGUCUUCCUCCAAGCCGACGACGGGGUCUCAUGAACGACGUUGCUGAGAGAGUGUCGGGGGGAUGCGACCGGUCUGCUCCGCUGUACUUUGUCCCCACGGACGAGCAAGGUUGCGAUGAGUCACGGCGGCCGAAGAGGGCGACGAGAGCGGGGCACGAAGCGCGGGGUGGCGAUGCUCUCUUGCUGUCCAAGUUGCGACGACAAACCCUUUGCUGCGCGUUUUUGCCGCUUUUGGGCGGACUUUUCGCGUGGGUUGCUUGCUUGCGUAGGGAUAAAAGGAUACGUUGCCCUCGGAAGGUCGUCAAUUCUCGUCCUCGUGUCUUGCGUGUCGUCACGCUGCUGUGAUGUUGGUUCUUUCUGUUCCGUCGUGAUUGACGGGCUUGUGUGCGAGAUAUUCCGGCGUUGGCGCGUGCUUGGCUGGCCAUGAUGGCGGGGAGAGACGCUUCUUUGUCGAGAAACCUUCCUUUCCCGCUUCCCCAGGCCCAUGCGGGCGAGGGAACCGAGUCAUCGUCGUCUAUUAGUUGCACACGGCCACGGGCGGGAGGGGGCGAAUAGCAACGUUCCAUGAAUGGAGUUGCACCACCAUUUUUGGCCUUAGUCUUUUGGGGGGUCGGGGAUCGGCCCCGAACGGACGGGGAAGAUGCAGAGCAGACAACGAGUGGGGGACGUAGGAGUCGACAUGAGGUGGGUCGCCAGGUUCGCAUGGGCGCGGGGGAGGGGGGGGGGGNNGGGGGGGGGGGGGGGGGGGGGGGGGGGGGGGGGGGGGGGGGGGGGGGGGGGGGGGGCGUAAAGACGCUGAUAAGACGGUCCCGUUCCGGUCCGGUGUACAAGUGAAGUGGUGUACAGUGUUGUGGGUGGGGGGCUGCGUGUCGGGCUGGGAUGGGAAUUUAGCUUAUUUUUCGUGUGCCUUUUUCUCGACGAGUGAGGAACACACACGCACACAAGUUCGGUGGUCUGCCCCAGGCGAUGGCGGUAAACUUUCGGGAGUCUUGAUCGUGGCGGUUAAUUUUUGUCCCCCCUGCGGUCGGUGUGGGGGGAGAUUUACCGUGGCGACGUUUGUAGGGCAACUUUGUUCGUGCGGUACACCCGCCUCAGGCUUGUUGCUUUUUGUUGGUAGUCGUCGGUCCGUUCCUGGGAACGCUCGGUGCGUGAAUUGUCGGGCGGUGCGUUUCCCAUGGGCUACCGGUGACCUGCCUGCUGCUUUGUACACGUCGCGCAGCAAUCAAUCCAUACCAUGUGUUUGGUGAUGAUGAAUUGAAAGCAUCUCUUCUUUUUCCUGCAUUUUGUUUUUGGUGUUCCGACGAUACAGCAAACCCCUUGUUUGACGUCGUGUUUAAUAUGCAUGGGGAGGGGUGGGGUGGGGAGGGUUCACAUUUUUUCGAUCUCGAGCGAGGUUGCUGCGUUAUCGGGCAGGGGGAGAGAGAAACCGAGGAUUUUUCUACACGUUGCGUCGGACGCCAUGUGUCCGCCUUUGUAGAGCAAUAGUAAAGCGAGGGAGGAGACUGAGGGACCAGCCGUCAUCGUCCUAGAGGACUCAAAACACAAGUGUUUUGCGGUCUCCUGUGUCGGUAGUUGUUUUUUUUUCUCGAUAGACGUACACAGGGAACGGCUUACGCUGGGCUUAGGGCGGCUGUACCAUCAUGUAUGGAGUUUUGUUCAUGCCGCCUGGAGGG
Messenger RNA from Ectocarpus sp. CCAP 1310/34, 7974 nucleotides. The record is from the annotation of a GenBank genome assembly. NCBI's taxonomy places the organism in Eukaryota, Phaeophyceae, Ectocarpales, Ectocarpaceae.